AUCGGCAGGAAACGCGCACGGGGAGAGAGAGAGAGAGAGAGAAAGCCAUGGAGUCCUUCGCCUUCCUCCGGAUCUACCCACUCGCCCCUCUCCAAACCGCUCCCUCGUCCCACUCCUCGCCACCCCUUUUCCCUCUCCUCCUCCGCCGCCAUCCCCCGCCCCUCCGCCGCCCUACUCCGCCGGCGACGGCGGCCCUCAAGAGCCCUCGCGGCUUCGGCCCCGCGCCCCAGAAGACCAAGAAGCGAUUGAAGCGGAAGAGCUCACCACCCAACGAGGACGAUGACGAGGAAGAAGAAGAUCGGAGAACGAGGGGCACGAUUCCUGAGGUGGUCACCAACCGGAUGAUGCGGCGAAUGGGUUUCUCGGUAGGGAUUCCUCUCGCUUUCGGCCUCCUCUUCUUCCCCUUCUUCUAUUACCUCAAGGUUGUCUCCAAGAUCGACGUGCCCACCUGGAUCCCAUUCAUCGUUUCCUUCUUCUUCUUUGGCUCCGCCCUUCUUGGGGUCAGCUAUGGGAUCGUUUCGGCGAGCUGGGACCCUCUCCGGGAGGGCUCGCUUCUUGGAUGGAACGAGGCUCGCCGGAAUUGGCCCGUCUUCUGGCAGUCGCUCUGGGGCGGCGGAAAGAAGUAGAUUGGAUUCGAUCACCAAAGAUGAGUUCUUUGCUUCCUUCUUUAAUUUCUUUUCACCUCCUCUUGUUAGUUUUGUUAGUAUUUUUGUAUUAAAGCUUCCACUUUUCCUUUGUGUACUAUGCUUGUGCAUCGUUAGCUUAGCUUACUUCACGGUAGCAUUAAUGCAAAGAUGUAAUUUUUAGUGAUCUAGUGGCUUUUCUUCUUCUUCUUCUUCUUGUGUAGUAUGAGACUGAUAGGAAACUUUUUUUUUCCUCC
Messenger RNA from Phoenix dactylifera (date palm), 880 nucleotides. The record is from RefSeq and is a predicted model, not a curated record. Lineage: Eukaryota; Viridiplantae; Streptophyta; Magnoliopsida; Arecales; Arecaceae.